This is a messenger RNA of Sinocyclocheilus rhinocerous, 1122 nucleotides long. Its product is annotated as interferon-inducible GTPase 5-like. Gene Ontology annotation, molecular function: GTP binding. The record is from RefSeq and is a predicted model, not a curated record. NCBI's taxonomy places the organism in Eukaryota, Metazoa, Chordata, Actinopteri, Cypriniformes, Cyprinidae. Bases 1 to 1122 code for a protein of 373 amino acids. Gene Ontology annotation, cellular component: membrane. The transcript has 2 exons.
AUGAUGGAUGAUUUCUAUAUGAUUCAGAAGUACCUGGAAGAUAUUAAAGAAUCCAUAUCUACUCAGGAUCUCCCAACAGCGGUAAACACGAUCCAAAACAUCCUUGAAAAACAGGAUCUUGUAGAACUUAACAUUGGUGUGACGGGGGAGUCCGGUUCUGGAAAAUCCACGUUUGUCAAUGCAUUCAGGGGUUUAGGGGAUGAAGAAGAGGGCUCUGCUAAAACUGGCCCUGUAGAAACCACUACGGAGCCUAAAGCUUAUCUUCACCCAAAAUACCAAACUGUGAAAGUGUGGGAUCUUCCUGGCAUUGGAACACCAAACUUCAAAGCCGAUGAGUAUCUUAAACUUGUUGAGUUUGAGCGCUACGAUUUUUUCAUCAUCAUCGCUUCAGAUCGGUUCAGAGAAUGCCACACUCAGCUGGCCAAAGAGAUCACGAGAAUGGAGAAAAUGUUUUAUUUUGUUCGUUCCAAGAUUGACUCAAGCAUUGAUGCUGAGAAGCGGAAGAAGAGCUUUGACCAGAAAAAGACAUUGGAUAUCAUCCGAGAGGACUGUGAAAAUGGUCUGAGAAAGAUCGGUAUAGAGGAUCCUGUCGUGUUUUUGAUCUCUAGCUUUGAGCUCGGCAAGUAUGAUUUAAACCUGCUGCAGGAGAGAAUUGAGAAAGAGCUUCCACAGCAUAAGAGACAUGUGCUGAUGUUGGCUUUGCCGAAUAUCACACUGGAGAUCAAUGAGAAAAAGAAGAAAGCUCCAGAGAAAAACAUUGGAAAAGUUGCCUUACUGUCUGCUUUUGUGGCUACAAUCCCUUUACCUGGUCUUUCAGUUGCUGUUGAUUUUGCCAUUGUUAAAAGGGAGAUAGAAACGUACUACAGUACCUUUGGUCUAGAUGAUCCAUCCCUGCAGAAGCUCUGUGAAAGAUCUGGGAAGACCAUUGACGAAUUCAAAAGUCUAUUGAAGUCGCCACUGAUUGGUGGGAUAAACCCAGCUUCAAUAUUAUCCUUAGCAGGUGCUGCAUCUCUGGUUGUGGCUGAAAAUGCAGUUGAGUAUGCUGUGAGUCUCGUACCCUUACUUGGCACUGUGGUGGCAUGGCUAAAUUAUUACACCUGUAGUUUUCCUUCAUCACGUUAG